This is a messenger RNA of Strongylocentrotus purpuratus (purple sea urchin), 2716 nucleotides long. RefSeq lists its product as uncharacterized. The record is from RefSeq and is a predicted model, not a curated record. The coding region runs from base 151 to 1416 and encodes 421 amino acids. NCBI's taxonomy places the organism in Eukaryota, Metazoa, Echinodermata, Echinoidea, Camarodonta, Strongylocentrotidae. The transcript has 4 exons. Gene Ontology annotation, molecular function: protein binding.
GUUGUGGUCGUAUACAGACUCGCAUACUCCACGAGAGGGCCGUACGACUACAAUACGGGGCAGAUCAGAUACCUCGACGUCAAUCUCAUCCUCAGCUUCAAAGAGAAAAAAAAAAGAGCCACCGGGGUGAGCGGGCAACAACUUUGGAAGAUGAGUGCGUGGGCGAGCACGAAUGACAAAGGGACUGGAUCACGAAUGAUGUACGUCGACCAGAUACUCGACGAGAAGCAACAAUCGCAGACCUACAUCAAAGGAAAGAAGUUCGAGAUAAAAAAAGCAAGGUAUGAUCUAGAGAAUUACGAAUGUGAGCUGGUGCGGUAUUUCUGUUUCGCAUUUGGUAUUGGAGAUGAUCCACAACCUGAACAUGGCCUCGGGUUUGAACUUCAGGGAAUAAAUCACGAUCUGAUCAAAUGCAUAGACGCUCAAGAUUGCCUACCUGACGAAGAUCUGGACAGUCACUGGGUAGACCCCGAUGCCCCAGUAGAAACAACAACGCAACCACCUCCAACAACAACGCUACCACCAACAACUACAACGCUACCACCAACCACCACAACAGUCAGAACAACCACUACUACCCGGCGUCCCAUUGUCGACUCAAACUUAGUCGAGGGAACAACUGGAGACAACAAUGGAGCUUCGUCGGGGAAAGGCAAAGGCAAGGGAAAAGGGAAGGGAAAGGGUAAGGGUAAGGACAAAGACAGAGGCACUACUACUGGUGGUGGUGGUGGUGGUGUUGGAAGUCGGCCAGACCCUUGGGUACCUGUCUUCUCGGAAGUUGAACCGCGCCCUCCACGUCCUUGUGUCACACGGGUUACCGAGCAUCGCCAUGGGAAACGGUGGGACGCUGGUCCGUGCACGAGGUGUCAAUGUAAUGAUGCAUCCAUCCGAUGUCUCAUCAAGAGUUGCCCACCGUACUUCUGCUACGAACCAAUCGAGAUAGAGGGCGAGUGCUGCCCCUUCUGUCCCUCAAAUGUGCUCGUUACCCAAGUUACACCAGCAAUCAUGUCUAACAUCGGAGAACUAAGAUCAGGCCAACGGGUCUCACUCUCCCUCAUGGUGAAUGUGACCUUCAGAGAGUCUUGGGAUACUACCGGUGUUUCCGGCGAGGACUUAUGGAAGAUCUCGGUAUGGACAAGCCGCAGACCCGAAGGAACGAACCCCUCCAACAUGGUAGACCAGGCCCUCAACGACAAGCAGAGAGUUCAGAAGUACGUCCGGGGUCAUCCAUUCGCGUUUCAAGGUGUCAGUUAUCGGAUGAGGGUUAACAGCUGCCAGGAUGUCCGCUACGUCUGCAUCAAGUUCGGUCAGUCGGAAAACCCGCUAACGCAACACGGCUUUGGCUUCCACUUGCGAGCGCGGCCCGAUGAGGGCGUGCUUGAAGUCUGUAAGCGUCUUCCAGAUUGCAGAAGAUAGUUUCUCUGGCAGCGCAAGUAAAUCCAAAGUAGUUAGAGACAAUUUUCAAAUACUAAUGUCGGGAAUUGUUUUUACGGAACUAAGAAGGCAAUUGUACCCGGAAAAAAACACCUCUGGAGAUGGGUACGCUAUUCUGUUAGCAUUAGCUUUGUAAUAUGAUUAUGGUGUGUUCUUCAAAAGCCGUACCUGGAAAAGACAAGAAAAAUCUGGAAAUUAGUGGUAUUUGAACGGCUGUAUAAACGUGUAUGUUCAUUACUUGGCAGUUAUACACUCUCUUUCAAGACUUAUUGAUAGAUACAUGAAGAUCAAUCAGGAUGAUUGCUUUUGCAUUCCUUAACAUUUAUUGUAACAUUUGUACGAUUCUAUGAUUAUUUAUGUAGGUUCUCUCAUGGUAACCCUUCAAUGGCUUUGGUGUACUAGUGGGACACAUAACAGCACUGAUAAUGAAUUGCAUUUCUAUAGCGCGGAGCACCAAAAAUGCAAUCCCUAUGUUCUAACUAUACAUUGUGCAAGACUGAUUUGGGGUUGUACCUAAUUCUCUCGAUCACCCCACUUUUUAAUUAUCUGAUAGGUAAUUUAUGCAAAACUGUAAAAUCCUAUUGAGACGACUGCUGGAUACGUGUUCAUGAAAGUUGUGUAAAAAUUACUCAUUCAUGUACCAACCAUUCUAUGAUACACAGGUGGAAGUAUAGAAUACCAAAGUGCUUACAUCAUAUUCGCUCAUCAUCCAAGUUACUGGUUCCAAACAAAAUAGCCUGCUCAUGAGGUUUAUCGCAAAACCAUUCAAGCAAUGGGGUGGAGCGUGGCAAAUUCAGUGUUUGGUGCUUGUGUGGAAGUUUGGAACCAGCAACCUUGGCGAUGUGGCCAGUAUGACAUCACACUUUGGCCAGUAUGACAUCACAAUGUGGCCAGUAUGACAUCACACUUUGGCGAGUAUGACAUCACAACGUGGCCAGUAUGACAUCACACUUUGGUACUCUAUUCUUUUCAAAACGGUAAUCAAAAGGUAUUCACAAAGCACCUCCAUGAAUUUGAUAGUGAUUAUUCUGAAAUAUGGGACAAAUAUUCUUGGACUAACCCAGAUAUACCUGAAGAUAGUCACAUGGGUAGAGGUCAAAGGUCAUUUGUUAUCACUUAAGUUUAAACUCAAAAGUCAUAUUGAAUGGAAAAUGGUAAUUUUCCUUUAGUUUUGAUAGAUGUAUUAUUCAUUAGUGCAAAUUAAAAUAUAAAAACAUUCUUUUCAGUGAUAAUUUACAAGUAUUUUUUAUAGAUGUAUUUUGAAAUGUUUUUCUCUUUCAUU